This is a messenger RNA of Dothidotthia symphoricarpi CBS 119687, 624 nucleotides long. RefSeq names its product eukaryotic translation initiation factor SUI1. Gene Ontology annotation, molecular function: ribosomal small subunit binding; RNA binding; translation initiation factor activity. Gene Ontology annotation, biological process: translational initiation. The transcript has 3 exons. The coding region runs from base 71 to 418 and encodes 115 amino acids. The record is from RefSeq and is a predicted model, not a curated record. NCBI's taxonomy places the organism in Eukaryota, Fungi, Ascomycota, Dothideomycetes, Pleosporales, Dothidotthiaceae. Gene Ontology annotation, cellular component: eukaryotic 43S preinitiation complex.
CCGCACACAUUGCCCUUAGACGCAUCCAUAACAACAACCCCCACCUACAGCGCGCCCGAACAGUUCUCGUAUGUCCAUCGAGAAUUUAAAGACCUUUGACCCGUUCGCGGAAGCCGAUGCAGACACCGGUGAGAAGUCGCAGUCGCAGCAGGACUACAUUCAUAUCCGUAUCCAGCAACGUAAUGGCCGCAAGACCUUGACGACCGUGCAAGGUCUGCCGAAAAAAUUCGACCAAAAGAAGAUCCUCAAGGUCAUCAAGAAGAAGUUUGCCUGCAAUGGCACGAUCGUCGCCGAUACCGAGAUGGGCGAAGUGAUCCAGCUUCAGGGCGACCAGAGGAAAGACGUCCAGGAUUUCAUGACCGACAAGAAAGAAGGUCUGGGUCUCGACGUCAAGACUAUCAAGGUCCACGGAUUCUAGUGCCUGGCCACCGCGAUCCCUCCCCUCCGAGCCCUUCGUACGAUUGUCUCUGACACACUUUAUCUUGUGAAGUGUGAAUUCCAACUACUGAUGUUUAGGGAGGGACAAAAGAGACGUCAAUCGGGACAGGAGGUGGAUAUGCAAUUACCAAGGCUGCUGAAGGUUGGACGAGUGUGUCUUCGAGAAUGAACGAUGUCAACGGCUAG